This is a messenger RNA of Gymnodraco acuticeps, 5296 nucleotides long. RefSeq names its product zinc finger protein Eos-like. The record is from RefSeq and is a predicted model, not a curated record. Gene Ontology annotation, biological process: regulation of transcription by RNA polymerase II. The transcript is spliced from 8 exons. The coding region runs from base 141 to 1832 and encodes 563 amino acids. Gene Ontology annotation, molecular function: DNA-binding transcription factor activity; RNA polymerase II cis-regulatory region sequence-specific DNA binding. Lineage: Eukaryota; Metazoa; Chordata; Actinopteri; Perciformes; Bathydraconidae.
GUUUGGCAUCUGACCGGAAAUUGUUUGGAUCUGGAGGUAAACGCUGCCGGGGGAUGCUGCCGUCAUAAACAGGCAGAUGAAAAUACAGAAUAAUCUCACUGAAACGGCCCUGACAGGGACAGUAUUCAGCUUGAACUAGUAUGGAUGUUGAAGACUGCAAUGUCCCGUCUUGCAUUUCAGCUAGUGGAGACUCUUCAAUGGAAAGAGAGUUUUCUGGGGCUCUUGGAGGAGCAACAGUGAGCACCCCAAACAGCAAGGAUACCUCCCCUAGUCGCUCACUCAGUGCCAACUCCAUUAAAGUGGAGCUGUACAGUGAUGAAGACCCAGGCCGCAGUACUGAAGAUGAAAGAGGGGAGCGGCUAGAAGAAGGGGGUCCUGAUCUGGGAUCUGAGGCUGUUGGAGGCUACAGGGAGCUCACCAAUCCUGAAUCCAUGCAAGCUGGAGCCACCAGACUUCCAAAUGGAAAGCUCAAGUGUGACAUCUGUGGAAUGAUCUGCAUUGGCCCUAAUGUUCUCAUGGUGCACAAACGCAGCCAUACAGGUGAGCGACCUUUCCAGUGUAAUCAGUGUGGCGCCUCCUUCACUCAAAAGGGUAACCUACUCCGCCACAUCAAGCUGCACUCAGGGGAGAAGCCCUUUAAAUGCCCCUUCUGCAGCUAUGCCUGUAGAAGAAGAGACGCGCUCACUGGCCACCUUCGCACUCAUGCCGUAUCCUCUCCAACUGUAGGGAAGCCUUAUAAGUGCAGUUAUUGUGGCCGCAGUUACAAGCAGCAGAGCACCCUGGAGGAGCACCGCGAGCGCUGCCACAGCUACUUACAGAGUCUGGAGUCACAGCAGCCCUCCAGUGCGCAUAAUACAGGAGAGGAGAUGAGAGAGCUAGAGUUUAUACCAGACGCUCUACUGAAACCCUCCUCAGACAAGAUGGCAUUUAUCGAUCGUCUUGCCAACAGCAUCACCAAACGCAAGAGAUCCACACCUCAAAAAUGUGUAGGACAGAAGCUCAUACACCUCAACCUUGCAGAUGCACCUUAUGAGCUCGGCACUGGUUUGGAUAAAGACGGGGAGAUGCAUGCGGAGGACUACGAAACCAGACACUUUACUCAUCUGGGAGGAGAAUAUGCAGGUGUAGAAGGUAAUGGAGGAGGAGGGGUGUCGGACACACUGAGGCCUCUACACCUUCCCACCACUCACCCCUCAUGUUUAACAGAACUCAGGCCGCUCCACAGCUCCGUGGCUCUGGGCGCCAGGCUGGACUGCACAGGGACUGGAGCCGGGCUGAGAGCUGCGGGGGUCGGGGGUCGGGAGGCAGCAGAGGGUCACGAAGACCUGCCUGCGGGUCGAAGUCAUGCAGCCUCACCUAGCAACGGUUGCCAUGACUCUACAGACACAGAGAGCAUGCCAGACGAGCCCUGCAACAGUACCGCUCCGGCCCUGCACAGCAACAAUGGCCAUCAUCUCCCUCACUCCAAAAACCACCACCCAGCGCCUCCUCUGGUUCCACAUCGCAGGAGCCGGGACAGUCCCAGCCGCGCCAAAGACCGGGAGGACGGAGCUCUCCCACUUCCUGCCCUCGCUCCAACCCCAAGCUCCCCCACCGCGCCGUCCUCCACCUCUACAGAGGCGUUUCGAGUUGUAGACGGGGAGGGAAGAGCUGUGCGCUCUUUUCGUUGCACGCACUGCCGUGUGCUUUUCCUGGACCAUGUCAUGUUCACCAUCCACAUGGGCUGCCACGGUUUUCGCCAGCCUUUCGAGUGUAACAUCUGUGGACACCGCAGCCAGGACCGCUAUGAAUUUUCUUCACACAUCGUCCGAGGGGAGCACAUUCUUGACUGAGGAUGGUCAGCCUGCUUCAUCUAGAGAUAUUUUUACACUGAGACAAGGACCUGGCUGGGUUUGGUCUGCACACGGGUUAAAGGAGACGCUAAAUACAUGAAACUAGGUGCUGGUACUCAAACGCAUAUCCCAGGAUUAAUGGUCAGCUCAUAUGUGUGUUUUCUAACACUAUAAGCGUGGUCCUUUGUACUUUUAAAUGCACUUUGAUCAAUUAAUCAAUUAAAAAAGCACUUUUAAUUCCUUGUAGAUAAUGAGACAAUGCACUUUUUCAUCCGCAGAUGUGCCUUGCUCCAAAGUUCAGGAUUCAAACCUGAUGCACAAAUUACAAUAUACCAAUCUGGCUUUUGUCCAUAACCUGAAAAGUCCCUUCUUGUGCACUUUAACAGCUCAAUGAGAAGUGAAUAGGCUCACCUACAAUAUCAUCUGUAGAAAGGUCAAUGCCUUGUACUAAAAGCACUUAUUUAUUUAAAUGAUUCCCUUACAAAUGUUAAGUUCUACAGAGUUUUUACAACUUGGGGUUGCCUCAUGAAAUGCUUUUUAUAAUGUAAAAAAGUGCAGACCAAACUCAAAAACCAGGUCCAAGUCGAAUAGAGGAUUUUGAGGGGUUGUCCGUGAAUAAGAAAUGCACUUUUGUUUUUAACAGGGUGGGACAGAUGGAACUGUGUGUGUUUGUGUGUGUGUUUGUGUGUGUGUUUUUGAGAUGGUGAUAUGACAGAACCUGUGUGUUAUGGAAGUUAAUUGAAUGAGUAAGGUAGAAAAGGAAGGCCUUUGUGUGAAUGCCGUGUGGCACAAUGUACGAAAUGUUUGUUUUUCUCUCUUCUAUUACUGCUUUUGUUGCACUGAUACCUGCCAGAAUACUUUAAUUAUAUUAAACUAUUUUAUUGAAUACAUUAAUGACCUGCACAUUUCUCUAAAUGAGAAAAAAAGGUUUUCCCCCCUCUGGGAAAAGAGUACGAGUAUCACUGCCACAAUUGUAGAGAUUACUGAAUAGGUUAGGGUCUUAACAAGCCUUUAACAUUUGCUCUUACAUCAAACUGCACACCAACACAAAUCUAUUUAUAUUUUCUAAUUAUUUUUGAUGUUUUUAUCUUAUUGUAUUGUGCCUUUCUUCACCUUGAUCAUAUCUUGUUGACCAGAAUCAUGUCAGAUCAUUGUUGGUGAUUUUAAAUAACUUAAGUUACAAAAUAAAAUUCCUUAUUCAAGUUUUUCCCGACAAUAGUCCACAUCUUAUAGCUUUGCACAAUAUUUAUAUUCUCCCACUCUUCACUCCCUCACGCUGAUUUUCAUUCAUGUGAAAAAAACAGUUUUACUCAUUUAUCAAAGACUAACGUGCAAGGCUUUUGCUGCUAUGACAUGAAUAAGUGCAGUGGCAGUUUAAUAUGUCCUCACAGGAAAAACGUUUAGAUAUUAGAUUUUCUUUGAACACAUUUUAGUCCACAGUGAAAAGGGUUUUUCUUUCAAAAUGCUGGUUGUGAUCUAUGAUAUAACCUGUAAUAUUGUUAAUAAGGUGCAGAAAUUAAAUGUACGUUAACCCUUAUGUUGUGUUCGGGUCUCCCGUGACCCGUUUCAAGUUAAAGAUGAUAUAAUAACUACGCUCUAGUUUUUUUGAUCGGAACAAGGCUUCAUGAUAUCCUCCACAACAGCUAUAUGAACACUACAAAACUGAUUUGAGCCAAGUCUGAAGGUCUCUAAAAGUGUAUCAUUUGGUGUUCGGGUCUGGGGAGACCCAGCAGCAUUGUUGUGGGUCACUGGGUCAAAUGUUGCCCAAUCAAAAUGAAUCUUUGACUUUAGACACCUCACCCCCUUCAUCCACUGUAAUAAUAAUUGUAUGCAACAUGCACCUGGUCUCCCAUCCCUCUGGCCCCCCUCCCCCCACGGGAACUCCACCUUUCUCAAAGAAUAUGUACACUAACACUUGAACCUAAACUCACACAUGCACGUGGGCAAUAUGUGGUGUAAUGUGUUUUGGGCCAUCAAAUAAAAUUACAACAAGAUUGUACGGUUACGAAUGCAUAAGUAAUAAUUGUUUUUGUGUUUUGGACUGAGAUAAAUCAUGGGUCAAAAUUGACCCGCGAACACCAUGAACGUUAACAGCUUUCGAACACAACACAAGGGUUAAGAAAGAUGUUUCACUUUUAGCUCUUGAUUCUGUUUUGACUGUUUAAAUGGUAAAACAAUAGAGAUAGUGGUCUAGAACUCCUUGUUUAUAUUUCAGAUUCAUCUCCAUGUUCUCAAUCUAAAUAGUCACUCAAAUAACUUUAGGACAAACUGAGACAUAUUUUUCAGAGACCCACUGAUAUCUAGAUUUCUAAAUUUGUAUAUAUUCCCCAAGAGCACCUUUGCAGGUUGAACAAAAUCCUCUGACCACUCAAGGCUUGAAGUGUAUACUUCGGGAUCAUUUCUAGUGUUAUGAAUGAUUCCAUGGAUUUCUCAUAGGAUGACAUGUCUCUUUAUCUUCUAAUCUCAACCAAAGAACCACUUCUUUCUACUUUGAAAAUGACAGUUGCAAAAGGGGGAAAAAAUGCAUCGAGUAGGAAUAAGAAAGAAACGGCAAGGUAAUAUUUCUGUUUGUAUUGCUCCUUUAUUUAAACCUUGUAGAUGUUCCAGGAGGUAUCUCCACUUAGCUUUACAGAAGACAUCUAGAAAAGAUCAUUUGGAGAUUCCUUUUCAAAAUAAAUAAACUAAGUUUACCCUAUAUGUUCUUUUGCUUUAACAAAUUAUGAAGUGGAGUUGUACUUGUUUUGAUUAAUGGUUAGAAAUCUUAUUACACAAUACUGUAUGAGAUUUUAAAGGGAGCGUCAGGUGUUGACACAAAGCCCUGUGGGCUUCUCCCCAUUACAGAAACACAUUUAAAUAGGUGGACAAAUAUUUCACUUCUAAAGUUGUAGUUUUAUUUAAUAUUCAAAUUAACUUGCCUUAAUAUAAAAAUAUAGACUGAGGUCAUGUCAGGAGAGAAGUCUGCAUUAAGUCAAACAUGGCAGUGAAGCUUGAGAUGUAGUUUGCUGCAACCUUACUUAGAAAACCAUUGACAUCACUAAUUUAGAUGGUCAACACCAAAGUGGUCACUGAACUUGACAUCAGUUUUACUUGGACAAGAGCUUAGACCUAUUGACUGGAUCCAACUUCACUGUAUAUUGGGAUUUAGGCCAAGGCUUGUAGUUAAACAAGGCCCAGGUGUAAUUAUUCUGUUGGUGUGUUUUGUUUAGUUGACUUGGCUAUUGUGCCUUAUGUAUUCUUUUGCCCCCUGCUCAUUACAAAAGAUCACAUUGUUUUGCCAUCUUUGACCUGAACAAAGAUAUUUAUUAAAUGCAUUAUGCAUAAGGGUUUUGGGAACGCAGACUACUAGGAGACAAAGAACCAACUAGAAACAAUGUGUGGAACAUUCUGAAUUUUCAGCUGUUUUGUCGACCUCAAGUGUGACUGAUCUUGUACAGAAAUAGCAAACUACUUGGCUAGCUCUCAAA